AUGGGGUGUGAAGAUUCCUCUGGGGUGACAUAUGCUGGUUGGGUUUUCAAGGAAGGAAGUCUCGUACGGUCGUGGAAGAAACGUUUCUUGGUCUGUAAACGUGCAGAAUUAGCCUAUUACAAGAAUACAGACAAGGAAAAUCAUGCUCAAUUGCUGGGCGCACUGACAGCCGCGCAUAUUGAACGUCUACCAGAUAUUACAAAUGGUCUAUUAAUCCAUGGAACUGUAGGUCGACAGCUCAAGAUUUUUACCGAUACAAAGGCAGAAUGUGAUCGCUGUUACGAGGCAAUACUUAAAUAUUGUAAGCUCGACGAGACUUUAGGACAUGACGCACAACAGCGGAUGGGAUGGCUUGAGAAAGAAGGACAGCACUUUCGUACAUGGAAGAAACGUUAUUUUGUAUUGAAUGGUACGCAACUGACGUAUGCAGCUACGAUGGGAGCCGAAAGAUUAGGAGGUGGUCGAGUUAUUGGUGCAAAAAGAGAUCCUACGAGGCCUUUUACACUGGUAGUAACGUUUGAAGCAGGGCGAGAGAUGCGAGUUGGAGGCACGUCAGACGUUGAUAUUGAAAAUUGGCAUCAAGCUCUACGACGUGGUCUCCAGGAUACUCCGGAUCAGAGGAAAAGUCAUCGAAAACAGACGUCGACCGAUGAUGACCCGAGGAAUGUGAGGGACCGAGAGUUUGCAAAACGACAGGCGAGUGCAAAAGCCACGAACGAGAUAAGCACUGACGUGACGGAAGAAGAAGCAAGCUCGUUGUUUGAACCUCCUGUUUCCAUUGAGAAAGAUAAUGCCUUACCAACAACGCAUUCUCGUGGUGAAGCAGUAUUGCAUGAAGAGACCAAGACGGAGAGAGAUACAUCCACCCAGACUGGUGAAGAUAAAGAGAGCAAGAGCUUGCCUGAGCUCUAUGUUGCUAGCUCGUUUCGACGCCAUAUUGUAGUGGAAACAAUGCCCGACAAUACAUCCAGCUUCAUUGAAGUGGCCGAGGAACGCGAGAGAGAAGACAAUAGAGAGAAACCGUAUUCUCCCACAGCGCCAGCUACUAGCACGAUUCGCCGAAUGCGAUUGGCAGAGAAGUUACUACAGGAGGAGCUCGAGGAAGAGCGUCGGGAAGCAAUGAGGAAGGAAAACACGAUCCUUAUGUAUCCACCUAGUAAAUCAAAUGAUCCUCAAGUCAAGGCCUGUUGUUGCAUUAUCAUGUAA
Peronospora belbahrii is the source of this 1206-nucleotide messenger RNA. The record is from the annotation of a GenBank genome assembly. NCBI's taxonomy places the organism in Eukaryota, Oomycota, Peronosporomycetes, Peronosporales, Peronosporaceae.